UCGAAAGAGCGAUCGUGCCCAGAUUUUUUUACCGUCAAUAUUUUUAAAUAUAAAAAGUAUAAACUCGCCUGGUUUCCACUUCAAAGUAAUUUGUUAAGUUUUGAGUUUCUUUCAUCAAAAUGGAAUCUACCUCAGAGGUACCUGAUGACUGCUGUCUAGUAGCUGAUGAAGCAGAGAAAGAAGCCUUAGCCUUGAAAAUUUUCAAAGAAACAAUUGCAGAAAUUGAAAGUCAUCUGGCACAUAAAGCACAGCUAAGAAGUAGACUACACACAACAGUCCAGAAUCGACCAGAAGAAUCCUACUUCUCAAAACUAGAUUCAAGUAUCAAGAAGAAUACAGCUUUUGUGAGAAAGCUAAAGAACUUUACAGAAGCCCAGAAAGAGAGCAUUUUGAAAGACAUCAACACACUGAACCUGACUAAAUACAUCAGUGAAGUUGCUAAUGCUAUUGUCGAAGCAAAAUUAAAAAUGACUGAUAUUGCUAGCAUUCUGCAAGUAUGUGUUGUUCUCCAUGAAAAGUAUGCUGACUUUGCCCCUCAACUUCUUGAGGCAUGGCAAAAAAUUCUUUCAUUGAAAAAAGAGGAAAAGGUUUCAAAUCCUAGUAAGAUGAGAGUUGAUGUUCGUUUUUAUGCAGAUUUGAUAUCUUGUGGAGUCUUGACUCCUAAAGAAGGUCUUCCUUUGCUGGGCAGUUUUCUCACCAAUCUUAUUCACGGCGAUAAGGAAGAACAUAACAGUGCCACCAUCAUUCUUGCGUUUUGCAAAUUCUGCGGGGAAGAUUACGCAGGUCUCGUUUCACAAAAAUUAUUGAAUGAUGCUGAGCGCUUUAAAAUGACGGUUCCGACUAGCAAUUGGUUACCACCUGACAAACGUCAAAAUGUUCGAAACCUAUUACGUGAAUACUAUUCAUCUCUUUGUAAACAUCUCAUUCAGGAUCACAAAGAGCUACAGAACUUUGAAAGACAAAACCGACGAAUCUUACAAACUAAAGGAGAACUGAGUAACGAACGCAAAGAAAAACAGGAGGUGCUAAACCAGAAUUUUGCAAAACUUUUGAACAUGAGUCAGCAGUUUGCAGACAUUUUGGCAGAGGAGUUGCCAGAACUACGACAGGACCUUAGCCCCAGAGACGAAGAGUGUUCCGUGCUCGAACUGUGUGAAAAUAUGUCGGACCAAGCACGUGAAACUCUAAAUGAACUUUUGUGGGAGAACGAGGAAGCAAGACAGUUUUACGAGAAUCUACCCAAUCUGAGUGUCUAUUUGCCCAACUUGGUUCCCAAAGUUACCAUGGAAGCUCCACCUCUCCCUGAUCCUGCCGAACAGAUGAUUGAUAUUGAAAAAGAAGCCAAAGAAAUAGAGGAAGGGGAACAAGCCAAGGAAGAAGGCGACGAAGAUAUCAAGCCUGCAGAGUUAGAAGACGAAAAAGAGGAUGUUGAUGUUCCAGUCAGCCUACAGUCCAACAAAGUACUCCUGGAUAGUUUCCUUACCACCCUAUCCGCCUGCGUUAACCGAGAAAUGAUCGAUUCUGCGGCUAUUGAGUUUUCCACAAAUCUUAACACAAAACAUAAUAGAAAAAAGCUCGUCAGGGCCCUAUUUACUGUCCAGCGGACGCGAUUGGAUCUCCUACCCUUCUAUUCUCGUUUGGUGGCCACCUUGCAUCCGUAUAUCCCAGAAGUGGCAACGGAUUUGUGCAAUUUUCUUAGACAGGAUUUUAAAUAUCAUGUUCGGAAGAAGGAUCAAAUAAACAUCGAGACCAAGGUGAAAAUUGUUCGGUUUAUCGGAGAACUAACCAAGUUCGGCAUGUACCCGCGGGCAGACACGUUACAGUGCUUUAAGCAGCUUUUGCUAAACUUCGCUCACCACUACAUUGAAAUGACCUGUCAUCUGCUUGAAACGUGUGGACGUUUUUUGCUCCAUCAGCCGGAUUCCCACCAGCGCACAAAAGUCUAUUUGGAUCAAAUGAUGCGGAAGAAGUCAAUGCUCGCAUCAGACUCGCGUUAUCUGACGAUGAUAGAGAACGCUUACUAUCAGGUCGUCCCUGUGGACAGCAGUUCACGGAGUAGUCAUAUCAAGAUCCGUCCUCCACUUCAUCAGUAUAUCCGUCAACUUCUUUUUGUGGAACUCGGCAACAAGGGAUCUACCAAUAAAAUCCUCAAACAACUGCGAAAGCUCAACUGGAAAGAUCCUGACGUAGCAACGUACGCCGUUCGAUGCUUAACGUCUGCGUGGAAAGUCAAGUUCCCCAACAUUCGUACAUUGGCUGGUGUCGUGGCUGAAUUGACGCUCUAUCAAGAGUUUGUUGGCCACCGAAUCGUGGACGCUGUCUUGGAGGACAUUCGAUGGAGUCUGGAAUUCCCCAUAUCCAAAUUCAAUCAAAGACGCGUGAGCAUGGCAAAGUACCUGGCAGAGUUAUACAACUACCGCAUGGUAGAGUCAUCGGUCGUCUUCAAAGUUCUCUACACCUGCAUCACCUUUGCGGUUAGUUACGAUCGUAACGUUGAAUCAGAGUUGGAUCAGCCCGAUAACCUUAUGCGCUUGCGGUUAGUCUUGACCAUCCUUGAUACGUGUGGCGUCUUCUUUAGUUCUGGACUAGCCAAGAAGCGGCUGGACUGUUACCUUGUUUACCUUCAGUACUAUCAUUUGUUCAAAAGGUCUUUACCUAUUUGGACAGAGGACAAUCCCUUCCCAGUAGCAAUAGAUUUUGGCAUUAAGGAUAUGCUGUUAUCGCUGCGCCCGAAACUUAAGCCUUAUAAAACCUUACAAGAAGCUGCUGAUGCUGUGGAAAAUUUGGAAAAGGAGUUGAUGAACAAGCUUUCGCAAGCUAUGCCGGAGUUACGGAUGGAUAUGGUAACGGCUGACGACACGUUGGCCUGUAUUGAAGAAGAGGACAUGGAGGAAGGGGAGGAAAUGCCGGAAGUGGAUGAUGAUUCUAUAAAUGAUGAGCAGUCGCUUUCGCGUUCCAUGUCCCAGAUGACGACACGCGGUGAAGCCACCCAACCGGACGAUGAUUCGGCCACUGCAGAGGAUGACCGUUGCGUCGUAACUGCCCCGCGAAAGGCGCUAUGCCCUGAAGAUGACGAUUUCAUGGCAGCUCUUGAUCGUAUGGUGGCCGAAAAUAUUCAUGAAGCAUAUUCGCGUGGCAAAGAAGCUAGCAAAGCACCAGCUGUCGAUAUUGCAAUCCCUUGGCAGGUUAAGGCCUCGCUUAAGAAACCCAGUGAUGGGUCCGAUAAAAACUUUUUGGGCGAUUCCAUUGGAGGUGAACUAGGAGGAGCCUUGGCUGCUGCCGAAGCUUCUUCCGCUUGUGCAGCUGUUGCUUCAUCUCCUCCGUCGGCAUCUCAGGACAAUCCGACUGUGAAUUUCUUCCUAAUGACGCGUAAAGGCAAUAAGCCACAGUUCAAGAAUCUGGCCCUGCCUUCAGACUCUGAACUUGCUCAGAACCUUCGAAAUCGCGAAGAGGCGGAAAAAGCAGAGAAAGAACGCGUGAAAAAGUUGACGUUGGAUUUCAACGAACGCCAGGAAGAGGAAGAAUUCCAAGAUUUGUACGGAGGGGCAAAUCGCCCGGCUGUGCACAAUGUCAAUCGCGAUCGUCGCGGUCGAUUCCAACAUCCCAAAGGUGUUCCAGACGCAGAGUUGAUAUUCGGCGGAGCGAGAAAAAAUCGAUGAAAGUCAGUGAUUUCCGCAACAUGUUCAGGAUGUGAUUGAAAUUUUGAGCAAAUAAGUAAAGAAAACGAUUCAGAAACAUCACGAAGUAAUCCACGGGUGAAAAGCAAAUUUACAAUGGGAUCUUGAUCUUAUUUGACGUCAUAGUUAACAUCAUAUUUCCCCUGCAUCCGUUUUUCUUCCUUGCUGUUCCGCCAGCCGUAAACAAUGUAUACAGACAAGCCUGACAAGACAAAAGAAGUGAAAAAUUACUGUUUGAGUCCAAUACAAAUACUGUUGAUUUUUCUUUUCAA
Molecule: messenger RNA, 3949 nt
Organism: Daphnia carinata
Lineage: Eukaryota; Metazoa; Arthropoda; Branchiopoda; Diplostraca; Daphniidae
Gene: Upf2
Product: regulator of nonsense transcripts 2-like
Exons: 17
Coding region: 120-3659 (1179 amino acids)
Biological process (GO): nuclear-transcribed mRNA catabolic process, nonsense-mediated decay
Cellular component (GO): exon-exon junction complex; cytoplasm
Molecular function (GO): RNA binding; protein binding
Source: RefSeq, a predicted model, not a curated record